This is a messenger RNA of Daucus carota subsp. sativus, 1176 nucleotides long. RefSeq names its product 5-formyltetrahydrofolate cyclo-ligase, mitochondrial. The coding region runs from base 38 to 976 and encodes 312 amino acids. Gene Ontology annotation, biological process: folic acid-containing compound biosynthetic process; tetrahydrofolate interconversion. The transcript has 7 exons. NCBI's taxonomy places the organism in Eukaryota, Viridiplantae, Streptophyta, Magnoliopsida, Apiales, Apiaceae. The record is from RefSeq and is a predicted model, not a curated record. Gene Ontology annotation, molecular function: 5-formyltetrahydrofolate cyclo-ligase activity. Gene Ontology annotation, cellular component: mitochondrion.
UAUAUUCUGCGGCGGCACGAGAGAUGAGGGCAGGCACAUGGGGUGGUUAAAAAAAGCAUCUAGGAAACUAGUUACUGCAGUGGCGAUGACACACCCGCGCACGUUAGCUUCACCACCACCAACAACUUUACCUAUCCACAUUCUUAACUACAAAACCCCACACUUGCACUCCUCCACUCUCUCUCCCCAUCUUAACCUGCGCCCUCCUCCGCGCCUAACCUACGCACCCCCUCCCAGCUCCUCCGCCGCAUCAAAAACAAUGUCCACCGAAGCAGCGCUGGAUCACGACACUCUAUUGAAGCAGAAACGGAUCCUCCGGACCAAAGUCAAGUCGGAUCUCAAGUCCAUGGACCCGGCCCAAAGGGCGCAAGAAGAUAUUGCGAUUCAAAAGAUUGUUCUGGAAGCUCCGUGGUACAAGUCUUGUAAGGGAUUAUGUGCCUAUAUAAGCUGUAGUUCGUUACGCGAGGUUGAUACGUCCAAUUUGUUAUCGGACGUUCUUCAAACGACUAAUCAAGAUGGUCAUUCACUGAUGGGAAGAAAGCUCUAUGUUCCAAGAGUGGAGGAUAAGAAUAGACACAUGAGGAUGCUUAAAAUCUCAAGUGUCGAUGAUCUUAUUGCAAAUUCAAUGAACAUUUUAGAACCAAAUCCAGUAGAUGCUGAUGGAAAUGAACGCGAAGAUGUUAUGCUGGCAAAUGACCCUGUUGACAUGUUUAUAUUGCCUGGACUGGCAUUCGACAAAUCAGGAAGAAGAUUGGGACGUGGUGGAGGUUACUAUGAUACCUUGCUGAUGAAUUACCAAAACCUUGCAAAGGAGCGCGGGUGGAAGCAACCUCUUCUAAUUGCACUGUCAUAUUCAGUCCAGAUCCUGGAUGAGAAUGUAAUACCAGUUGCUCCUUAUGACAUUCCUAUUGACGCCCUUGUAUCGCCUUCUGGUCUGAUACUAAUUAGACAGACUGCUUUCGAGAGAUGCCAGUGAAUAAAAGCAUGUAUGCCCCUGAAAAGAUGUCAACUAUUGAUAACUAGUAUCACAUUGUCACUUGCCUUUCGCAGUUCACACUAUUAGCAUUUCCAUAAAAAUCAUAAACUUGUAGUGUUGUGUUUCUUUUAGCAUUAUAAGAGGUGUACUCUAACUUUUACAUGAUUAUAUUAUUGAAAAAAGUUGACCAUAGUUAAAAA